UCAUCACAUAAAGCGCGCGCCUGAGCAUCACACACACAGUCUGGCAAUGGUUUUGCGCCACUGCGUGCAGUUUGGACUAUAACACUAAAGUUUGGCUUCUGGAGCACUCUUGCUCGUCCUCUUCUUCAAAGGUAUUUUGAUGUUACCAACAGAAAUCUCAGGAGGAGUGUGUUUUAGCCCGAGUCAGCACUCCAAAGGAAAGAACGGAAUGAAAACAGAAGAAAACCAAUCAUGUCUUCAGCAGGCCCCCUCCGCCACACCUUACGCAGAGCACGUGGGAGGAGGUGAGGUAUGUGCAGGGUGCGAGUCUCCCAUCGCGGACCGCUUCCUCCUGCGUGUCAAUGAACUGUCCUGGCAUGAGACGUGUGUCAAGUGUGCAGUGUGUCGCAGCGCGCUGAGCGGGACCUGCUACUCUCGCGACUGCUUGCUUUACUGCAAGCAUGAUUACGAGAAGUUGUUUGUGCGGAAGUGCAGUGCCUGUCUGCAGGCGAUCAGCCGCUCAGAGCUCAUCAUGCGUGUGCUGGGACAGGUGUACCACCUGAGCUGCUUCAGCUGCUGCGAGUGUGAGCGCCGGCUGCAGAGAGGUGAUGAGUUUGUGCUAAAGGAAGGACAGCUGCUCUGCCGGGGAGACUAUGAGAAGGAGAGAGAGAUGCUGGCAGCCAUCAGUCCGGCCCCUACCGAUUCAGUAAAGAGCGAGGAUGAGGAUGGUGGUGGUGUCUCUGCUGGAGGGAAGGCUGGGGAUGAUGGGAAGGAGCACAAGAGAUCCAAGAGACCACGAACCAUCCUGACCACACAACAGCGGCGCGCCUUCAAGGCUUCCUUCGAGGUGUCUUCCAAACCCUGCCGAAAGGUCAGAGAAACUUUGGCAGCUGAGACUGGACUGACGGUGAGAGUCGUGCAGGUGUGGUUCCAAAACCAGAGAGCAAAGAUGAAGAAGAUCGCUCGCAGACAACAGCAGCAGCAGCAGCAGCAAGAACAGGAACAGAUGGGCGGGACCAGGAGGGGCCCGAGCAGAGGGGGCCGCCAGAGUAACGAUGACAGCGAGGAUGGCUCCAGCAGUCACGGACUGGACGGGCUGCUCUCUUAUUCCUCUCUUCCACGCCAACAACUGCUGGCUUUGGAUCCCAACAUAUACGGUAGUGAGCAGUUUCGACACGGGCUCACGCCGCCGCAGCUAGGCCCCGAGCAGAUGCACUCCUACGACUCUGAGAUGGUUUUCCAUGACUUGGACAGCGAUGGAAGCCUCAGUCAUCUCGGGGACUGUCUCUUGUCGACUGCCGAGGCUGGAGUUCUGGCAGGACGCAUAGGAAAUCCCAUUGAUCGCCUCUAUUCAAUGCAAAACUCCUACUUUACCUCAUGACCCUGGUUCCACCUACCUAAAGCGCUCCUCCACCACUGCAGGGGGCAACACGUAGAUUGAGUCUCACUGGAGGCGUCUUUCAUCGUCAAAACUAAUUGCCUAUCUUAGUCAUGCCAAUUAAGCUCUUAACCAACCAAACCAAGACAGGGUCACACCCUUAAAAUUCAAUUUGACAUGGACAGAAUGGGAAUUCACUGGAAAUACAUGUUUUAUAGCAUACAUAUGCACUAUCUUUUCGCUUUGUUUCAUUCAAACAUUUUUUGCGAUGGUUAUAGGCGCAUAAGACAUCAAUGAGCGGCUGUACAUGUAAGUGUUACCUACCCCUCUGCUCGCUGCACAACUGAUAAACUGAUCGAAAUCAAUUACCUCAUUCACUACAGAGCACUGCAGUGACAUAUUUUUGCAAGCUAAAACCCUCAAACAAACUAUUAUUAAGUUUCCUUUUCCGGUUCCAUUGUUCUGAAGUCAAUUUUAAGCUU
Carassius carassius (crucian carp) is the source of this 1839-nucleotide messenger RNA. RefSeq names its product LIM homeobox transcription factor 1, alpha-like (gene lmx1al). Gene Ontology annotation, cellular component: nucleus. Gene Ontology annotation, molecular function: DNA-binding transcription factor activity, RNA polymerase II-specific; RNA polymerase II transcription regulatory region sequence-specific DNA binding. The coding region runs from base 140 to 1360 and encodes 406 amino acids. Lineage: Eukaryota; Metazoa; Chordata; Actinopteri; Cypriniformes; Cyprinidae. The transcript is spliced from 9 exons. Gene Ontology annotation, biological process: neuron differentiation; regulation of transcription by RNA polymerase II. The record is from RefSeq and is a predicted model, not a curated record.